CGUACAAGCUAUUUCAAUCUUGGAAAGAAAAAAAACAAAUAACAUGGACAUAAAUCAUAAUUUUGGGAUACCAAAAUGCACCAGCCGCACGGGGGCAGGCGGUGGCCAAAACGCGCUUCGGUUUCAGUUGGCAACCUUCUCUGCAGUUUUCUGGUCGCCGGGUUUCCCUAUUGCACGUAGCGCCUGGUUCCGGGCAGAGCUCAGAUGUUUCCGUUGCUGCAACAAUAUUUUGUGAUCAGUAGUCUGCAAAAUUUAAUUUUGGGGUCAGUGAGACCAAGUCCAUCAAGGGCAGCGCCAUAGUUCAAUGAAAAACUUCUCCCACAUCAUCAAAGGAGAACAAGAUUAAAGGACCUUUCGUUCUGUUGUUAAUCAAUGAGAAUGGAAUAGCUCCAGGGACCAACCCUUAUAAUUCCCCCCAUCACCGCAGCAAGAUUUCUCAGCAAACCCACUUCUUCCCCUGUUCUCUGCAGGCCACGAAACAGAGUAAUCGAAAUGUCUCACCUCCGCCAAACAAUCCUCCGCAAUCUUACUUCCUCCUCCUCCCUCACCGUCCGCCGUUACUUCUGCCGCUUCCCUGCUUGUUUAAUCUCCCCAUCCCGCCGUUGCUCGCUCCAUCUCCCCGCCAAACAAUCCCACCCAACCUUACUCCCUCCCUCCGGCUUUUCUACCACUUCUUCCCCUGUUCUCUGUAGGACACAAACAACCGCUCUUCACUCCCCACUAAUCCAAAGGUCCCACCUUUAUUCCCACAUCGUCAAAACCACUGACGAAAUACAAAUCUCUCCGCCGGCGGGCUCUGUUCCCGCCACUUCCGUCCCGCUCACAUUCUUCGACAUUGUAUUUCUAGGCAUUAAACCCAUCCAACGAGUCUUCUUCUACAAUCUCCCAAACUGCAACGUUCCCCACUUCCGCCAAACCAUCCUCCCCAAUCUAACUUCCUCCCUCUCCCUCGCCCUCCGUUACUUCUACCCUUUUGCUGCUCGCCUCGUCUCCCCGUCCCGACCCGGAAAGCCCUACAUCCACUACUCCGACGGCGACUCUGUUUCCCUCACCGUCGCCGAGACCUCUCUCGACUUCGACCAAGUCUCCACCGACCUCCCCAACGACGCCGCCUUGCUCCACACUCUUCUCCCCAAACUCCCUCCCGCCGAAUCGAAGCCCGACGACGAUGGCGCAACCGUGGCCCCGCUUCUCGCCGUGAAGAUCACUCUGUUCCCCAACUCUGGCGUCUGCAUCGGGUUCGAAUUUCUCCACGUGGCAGCCGACGGGUUGGCUUUCAGCCAUUUCGUGAGAUCCUGGGCUUCGAUUUGCAGGUCCGGGGGCGAGGACUCGAGCUGGGUCGAAAACUCACCGCCGUGCCUCGACCGAUCGUUGAUCCACGACCCGAGAAAUCUGAAGGACAUUUUCACCGAACAAGUGUGGAAUUUUGCGGAGGCUUGGCAGGACGACUCGAUCCUAUGUCAACAUUCGGGUAAGGUCCGUGCGACGUUCGCGAUUGACAGAGAAGAUAUAUCCAGGCUGAAAGCCGUGGUGAAUCACGACAAUUUCGGCGACGGCAAACAGCUUUCACCGGCGUCGGCAUUUGCAGUGUCGAGCGCUUUGAUAUGGACCAAUUUGAUGAAAUCCCUAGAUCUCGUAGAAGAAAAAGAAGGGGACGGCGGCGGCGGCGACAAAAUCGACAGCUACGUGAUUGUGGCAGAUUUCCGCGGCCGUCUCGACCCCCCGCUCCCGGCUACCUACUUCGGCAACUGUGUCGGGGUAAAGAUAGUGUCGGUGAAGCGGAGACAACUGCUGGGAGACGACGGCUUCGUGGUGGCGGCGAAAGCAAUCACGGCGGGGGUUCAGGGGCUCGGAGAGGAGGCGAUGGAAGAUGCGGAGAAAUGGAUAACGGGAUUUGGGGAAGCUUUCAAAUUUGGGAAAGUUGUGACGGUUGCCGGGUCGCCGAGGAUGCGGGUCUACGAGACGGAUUUCGGGUGGGGGAGGCCGAGGAAGGUGGAGCCGGUGCAGAUUGACACUUCCGACACGGUUUACUUCUCCGAUGCGAGAGAUGAGGAAAGGGGCGGGCUUGAGUUCGGGUUGGUGCUGAGAAAGGAUGAGAUGGACACAUUUGUGACUUUGUUUGAGAAACUUUUGAACCAACUACGUCAGGUUGAUUGAGGCAAGAAAUGAAUAAUCCUAAUAUCUCAGCUAGUUGAAUAAGGUGAAAAUUUUGAUUCACAAAUUGGUGUGGAAAGUAAUGGUCUGCGUAAUAAUACUCGUAUGAGAUAAAGAUAAAUUUCGAAUAUUAGGAUCACAGACCAAGCCAUCGUUGUAUUUAGUUCGGUUGGUGGGACCUAAAAGUUAAAAUAUAUUUUUUUUUCUUUCAAUAUUUAACGAAAUCAAAGACGGAAUGACAUUAUAUUCGGUUUGGUAAUGAUAUAGUAGAAACGUCAGUUUGCAAACCCCUGGUUCAUAGACAAGGUUGCAAAGCCCAAUCCCUAUUGGGCAUUAUGAUACCGAACCAACGCACAAUGGUUUUCUUCUUCUCUGAUCUUGCAAUCUCAAGUCCAAACAUUUGGACCUCUCUCUGCAGCUUUAGCCUUAGGUCACCCAAUUCGUGGGGUUAGCUCUCACGAUCCUGCUCUAAAGCGGGAAAACGCGUUUUUUGGGUAAUUCACGAAAAAGUCGCGAAUUAUUUAUACUUGGAGCGCGAAUCUGAUCCACGAGAGCACGAUUUCUAGGAGCACUGCCAUUUAAGAGGUGAGGAGGGCCAAUAAACCGUCGGCGAUAGCUUUAGGUAUGAGUUGCCGCUGCUCUGUUUUGGUGUACUUAGAAAACAGAGAUCAAACUUAUGAUCGAUUCCUCGGGGUCCCCUAAGCUUCACAGCUGGAACUUUGCCGCGAUUAUGAUUUAUUCCGUUGAUGGAGACGACUGAUGCGGAAGCUGGUUUCAGAGAGAGAUGCAGCGGCGACGGGGUUCCAGGGAGAUGGGUAAAGUUCAAAGCCGUCUCUGUUUUCUGGGUCCUUUUAGUGAAGAAGAACAGAGGUUUAACUCUGCCUCUCGUGUUGAUUCAAUGGAUUAGGUUUUACACCUUAAUUGUGGGCUUUAGUUGUGCUACCAAGAAGGGCUUCUUCUCUUUUCAAUUUUCACACUUUCCUUGAUUCUGUCAUUUGAAACUUAGGGCAUGUUUGGAAGUUAGGAUUCUCUAAAUUGAUGUAUUUAAUCAAUGUAUGUAUUAUAAUUAGAUGCAUUGUUUCAAUGUAUGAAUUUGAAAAAUACAUUGUUUGGAGAUUGAAUGAUUUUGGUGGUCCCUCAAAGAAUAAGGAACAAAAAGUAAGACAACAAUCCCUCAAACACAAUCUCUGCUAAAAGUUGAGAUUGACAAUCAUUCAUAAUGGAUGAUUCUGGUGGGCCCAUCUGCUGUUCAAAUACAAGCACUCUGUUUCAUUUUAAGCCAAAAAAACAAUGAAUUCUUCUGAUUACAUGUAUUGGCUAAAUACAUCAUCUGAAAUCCCAACUUCCAAACGAGCCCUUAAUUCCUUCUACUUUUCUAGGUUUUCAAUGAAAUUUCAAGAAAAGA
Molecule: messenger RNA, 3559 nt
Organism: Linum trigynum
Lineage: Eukaryota; Viridiplantae; Streptophyta; Magnoliopsida; Malpighiales; Linaceae
Source: the annotation of a GenBank genome assembly